This is a messenger RNA of Capsicum annuum, 565 nucleotides long. Its product is annotated as auxin-induced protein 15A-like. The coding region runs from base 103 to 405 and encodes 100 amino acids. Gene Ontology annotation, biological process: response to auxin. The transcript has a single exon. The record is from RefSeq and is a predicted model, not a curated record. Lineage: Eukaryota; Viridiplantae; Streptophyta; Magnoliopsida; Solanales; Solanaceae.
UCAUCCAACAGUUUAAACUGCAUUAUUUCUCUCAACAAGUUCCAGUUCAAUUGACAAUAUACCCAUCAAACAACAAAAUUAACUUACCUUCAAUACCAUAUCAUGGGUAUUCGUUUGCUAUCUAUGAUUUCUGGUGUCAAGCAAUUCCACAAAUUGCAUUCUGUUGUUACUCGUAAUCAAAUAUCAGAUGCACCAAAAGGACAUUUAGCAGUUUACGUGGGAGAAACAGAGAAGAAGAAGCGAUAUGUGGUUCCAAUUGCGUACCUGAAUCAUCCUUCAUUUCAAGACUUAUUGCAAAAGGCAGAGGAAGAAUUUGGGUUUCAACAUCCAAUGGGCGGUCUCACAAUACCCUGCAACAAAGAUGCAUUUUUUCAUGUCACUUCUCGACUGAACAAUGCCUUAUGAUAUGAAGAUGCAGCAUUAACUGACGGAUUAUAUUAGGGUUACUGUUUUUUGUUCUUUCAUUAAUUUUUUUCCUCUUGCAAUGCAAGUGUCACACCUCUUUUUCCGCUCGAGGAAUGAGUCGAAGGGUUUUUCCUAUUAAAGUGAUGGUUUUGAAUAGGGA